AUGUGGGGAAUUCCUUCUACCUGCAUCGCAGAUCCUAGUAAUUGUGGAUGUUCAGAGGGUUGUGUGGAAAUCAUGCUCCCAAGAGAUAAGCUGACACUCUCAAAAAUCCAACGGUUCAUAACGAAUACUACCAGUCGCCAUGGAAUUCAAUGUACAGUAAUAUGUCUAUGGCUGGUUCUGCUGCAGCUUUGUUGUACCAGGACUGAACCAUGUCACCCCACAGAUGUUCUAUGCUCGAAGACUUCUUUAUAUGACCGCUUACACAUCUUACCUGCACACAGGUCAUGGAGGAAGACUUGCCUUGGAUUGCCUGCCCUGGCUUGGGUGAAAGCUCCAGCCAAGGACAAGUCGAAGAUGAUCUUACUGGGCGACGAUUACGCUAGCCCAUAG
Botrytis fragariae is the source of this 390-nucleotide messenger RNA. RefSeq lists its product as uncharacterized. The transcript has 2 exons. The record is from RefSeq and is a predicted model, not a curated record. NCBI's taxonomy places the organism in Eukaryota, Fungi, Ascomycota, Leotiomycetes, Helotiales, Sclerotiniaceae. Bases 1 to 390 code for a protein of 129 amino acids.